This is a messenger RNA of Armigeres subalbatus, 699 nucleotides long. RefSeq names its product ubiquitin-like FUBI-ribosomal protein eS30 fusion protein (gene RpS30). Gene Ontology annotation, biological process: translation. The record is from RefSeq and is a predicted model, not a curated record. Gene Ontology annotation, cellular component: cytosolic small ribosomal subunit; ribosome. The coding region runs from base 15 to 569 and encodes 184 amino acids. The transcript has 3 exons. Lineage: Eukaryota; Metazoa; Arthropoda; Insecta; Diptera; Culicidae. Gene Ontology annotation, molecular function: structural constituent of ribosome; protein binding.
UGUUCCACUUCCUGAUGUUCCUUACGCGCCGAGGCAACAGCGACGCUCAACUGCGAUUCAACGCGUCGCGUCAAUUUUUGACAGCCAAUCAACUUCCGUUCGGUACUGUCAAGCGACCAUCUUUCUUUUCUGAUUCGUGCUGUGCUAGAAGUAAGUGCCGUGACGCCAGAAUGCAGUUGCAUAUUCGUGGACUUAACACUCACGUCUUGGACGUCCUGCCCCAGGAAUCCAUCAGCCAGAUCAAGGCCCGCCUGGCCGCGCUCGAGAAUGUCGAAGACGCCGCCCAUCUGGUGCUGUCCUGCGAGGGUGCCAUCCUGGCUACCGAUGCCCUGGUAACCGAUCUGUCCUCGGCCGAGCUGGAUCUCACCAUCCCGCUGCUGGGAGGUAAGGUGCACGGUUCCCUCGCCCGUGCCGGUAAGGUCAAGGGCCAAACGCCCAAGGUCGAGAAAAAGGAGAAGAAAAAGAAGAAGACCGGCCGUGCCAAGCGUCGCAUCCAGUACAACCGCAACUUCGCCAACGUGGUGCAGGCCUUCGGACGCCGCCGCGGACCGAACGCCAACUCGACGUAAGAAGGUAUGCCCUGCAGGGGUGAUGGGUGCGUCUGAACGUGGUGGGGAGUGAUGAAAAGCCGGGAUGUGAACACCUUGGUGAUGAUGCGCGUAAGGAAAUAAACGGAAAUCCUUUAUUAUUUAAGAUGUA